Ochotona princeps (American pika) is the source of this 871-nucleotide messenger RNA. RefSeq names its product protein HP-25 homolog 2-like. The record is from RefSeq and is a predicted model, not a curated record. The transcript is spliced from 3 exons. Gene Ontology annotation, molecular function: protein binding. The coding region runs from base 39 to 722 and encodes 227 amino acids. NCBI's taxonomy places the organism in Eukaryota, Metazoa, Chordata, Mammalia, Lagomorpha, Ochotonidae.
AGACAGGUUCAUCACAAAGACUCAGAUCUACAUUAAGGAUGCCUGGGCAAGGAAGGCGAUUUCUCUCUAUGGCCAUCAUAGAUGUCUGGAUUUUGGUUUUGUCUGUCAUAUCCACCGUGGCUGAUGUUGGUGAUCCAGAAAUGUCAAAACCCUGUGAUGCUCCCAUUGAACCAAGAGGAGGACCAAUCAUACGAGGACCACCAGGACCACCCGGACCACCAGGCCGACCAGGCCUACCAGGCCUACCAGGACUCCGAGGCUUUCCAGGACCACCCGGACUACCAGGCCUACAUGGAGUUCCAGGGGACAUUGAGAAAUGUUCCUCACCCAAUCCUGCCUUUACAGUGAAGCAGAGGGGUCUCUUCCCUGCCCCCUCCCAGCCCAUCAUCUUCACGGAAGUGCUACAUAACCAAGAGGACCACUUCAACAUCACCACAGGAGUAUUCACCUGCAUCCACCCUGGCGUGUACCACUUUGGCUUUGAUAUUGACUUGGACCAGCAGGCUGUCAAGUUAGCGCUGGUGAAAAAUGGUGUUGAUAUCCUUGAGAAGGAAGCCAGGGCUGAGGACAACAGCCAGCAUGUGUCUGGAACUGCCAUCAUAAAGCUGGUCACGGGAGAUAGGGUCUGGCUGGAAUCCAAGCUAGAUGCUACAGAGACUGAGAAAGGAUUGAUUCAAAGUGUGUUCUUUGGGUAUUUGCUCUAUGAAAAUCAUUCUGGCUAAGGUGUAACAGCACAGUUAAAUUCCUCCAGUAGACAGAACUGUCAGAACAACCCCCAACCUCAUCUUUUCCCAUGUCCAUUGAGGGAAAACCAUUUGGAACAGCCUCUCUUAGCAAUGUCAAUGUAAUCCUAAAAGCAAUAAAAAUGUAU